Frieseomelitta varia is the source of this 441-nucleotide messenger RNA. RefSeq lists its product as uncharacterized. The record is from RefSeq and is a predicted model, not a curated record. NCBI's taxonomy places the organism in Eukaryota, Metazoa, Arthropoda, Insecta, Hymenoptera, Apidae. The coding region runs from base 1 to 366 and encodes 121 amino acids. The transcript has a single exon.
AUGAGCGUUCUGAGGCCAGCUUUCAACAUAUUAGUCGUUUGCGGAUGCUGGAUGCCAUCGUCUUGUCGAACAUCCCACGGAAAGCUGUUUUACACUCUGCACACGACGUUCGUGAUUCUUUUGCUGUACAGCUUCUGCGUAUCGCAACUUUUGAACGUGAUACUGAACGUAAACACGGCGGACGAGUUGAGCGACAGCUUGUACAUGUUCAUCGCGUCUGUUCUCUCCUGCUGCAAGAUCUUCGCGCUUCUGAUUAACCGCAAGGCGAUUGGAGUUCUUAGCAGGCAGCUGGAGAAGGAGCCGUGUAAACCACUAGACACGCAGGAGAUAACAGUCCAAAAGAAAUUCGACAGAAGCAUCGGGUAAAUGAAUGGUACAUUCCUACGUUCCUGAAAACAUUGAGAGUGCCCGAAUACGUUCGAUGAAAAAUCGUCAAUCGCU